GAAAGGAAAGAUCUGAAAGAGUUAUGGCAAGCUAUGGAGGGACAACCCAGAAGUGCAAGGCAUGUGAGAAAACUGUGUACUGGGUUGAUCAACUCACUGUUGACAACAAAGUUUAUCAUAGAGCUUGUUUCAGGUGCCACCACUGCAAGGGCACCCUUAAGCUAAGCAAUUAUUGCUCCUUUGAGGGUGUCUUGUAUUGCAAGCCACAUUUCGACCAAUUGUUCAAGAGGACAGGCAGCUUGGAUAAAAGUUUUGAAGGGACUCCAAAAACUGUUAGGGUAGACCGAUCAGAGCAGGUAGCCAACAGCAGAGUUUCGAAGCUGUUUGCAGGAACUCAAGAAAAGUGCGUGGCUUGCAAGAAAACUGUUUACCCCAUUGAAAAGGUUGCAGUUGAUGGCAAAUCGUACCACAAGGCUUGUUUCAGGUGCAGCCAUGGAGGGUGUGUGAUCAGCCCAUCCAACUACGUAGCGCAUGAACAUCGUCCCUACUGCAGGCAUCACCACAGUCAACUGUUUAAACAGAAGGGGAACUUCAGCCAAUUCGACAAGCAUGAGCAGCUCACCCUAGUGGCCACUGACGACAACAUUAUGGUCUAAAUAUCCAAUUUUUGAAUCAAAAUAACAAUAUC
Molecule: messenger RNA, 628 nt
Organism: Hibiscus syriacus
Lineage: Eukaryota; Viridiplantae; Streptophyta; Magnoliopsida; Malvales; Malvaceae
Product: LIM domain-containing protein WLIM1-like
Exons: 5
Coding region: 24-596 (190 amino acids)
Biological process (GO): actin filament bundle assembly
Cellular component (GO): actin cytoskeleton; plasma membrane
Molecular function (GO): actin filament binding
Source: RefSeq, a predicted model, not a curated record